AUGAGUUUAUUAUUAUUCAUUCUUCUGAUAUGCUUCGCCACAUUAAUUCAUCAAUUAAAAAUUCACGGGGAGUUACAAAAUCAAAACGUAUGGAAUGAACGGAGAGAAUUACGACAGCUCGAUGAGAUAACUCUAUCCAUAUUGCAACAUAAAUUGGAAGAUUUUCAACGAGAAUCCGCAAAUAAUACUACUUUGAUUGAUGAAUUAACAGUGGCAGAAAUGACAAAUAACUUAAUUAUCAAAAGAUUGGAAGAGAGUAUUGGAAUGAUACUUCCAUAUUGGGAUUAUCGAAUUGAUGCUGAAUUGACUAAACCAGAAGAUUCAUCAAUUAUGCUAAUGGAGCUCUGUCGUCAUAGCGUAAAUAUGGAGACAACAAAUGACAGUUUGCUGAUUGAAAAUGUUAACGAUACUGAACGAGAAAUUGAUCAGCAAUUGAUCAAAAUUGAACAAAAAUGUCGAAAUGGUGCAUUACUGACGUUUCUACGACAAACGUUGCCGGCUAAUAAUUCAGAUGAGAAAGGAUGCUCACUGUGUGCAACUGAAAAUAGCAAAAGAUGGCUAUUCUGUGAUGAGAAUAUGCAUCGAUGCAUUAGUAAAAUAAUUCCUAAUGGUAAUUGCACGAAGUUCGCAAAUAAUUCAGAAAGUUGUUUUCAGUCAACGUGUCAUCACGGACGUUGCAGUCAGCAGGAAAUAACAAAUGUUGUGAAUGUAUCUGAAAAUAUUACCGUUGCAAAAUAUUACCCUCCUACCUACAUUAAGAAUUCUGAGAAAUUGAAUAUUUCCAUUACUCCACCGGAAACAAUACUUCUGACGAGGAAUUUUACGUUGGAUAUCAAUUCAAAUAAAAUUCCCGGAAUUGAUGAUAUACGCAAUGCGGAAAACAAUUCGAUACCUAUGAAAUCUAAUUAUGCAAUCUCGGAAAGCAAAUACCGAAUUCCUGACCAUACGCUACAUGCAUCAUCAAAAUUGAAGAGUUUAGAAAAGCAUUACUGGACAAACAUUUCUGGUGUUGAAAACAAAUCUCAUUUAGCCUCUGAUAAAAAAACGAUAAUCUUAUCUAAAAAACAUUUGAAUAGGAAUCGGAAAAUGUCCAGGAAGAAAUAUUCCGAGAAGUCCAAAAAGAAAGGUCAGGUUAAAAUGAACAAAAUUCUUUCAAUUCAGAAAUAUCCGGAAUCGAUUCAUUUCAUUCAACGUGAUAAUCGCACAUUCCGAACAAAGAAAUUAUCAAAAUGUUGUCAUUAUCACGGGAAAUUAAAGGAGAAAGAGCACAAAAGAAUUAGUAAAUUGUCAAAAAGCAUUGUUCACCUGUAUGGAUAUGAUCGACCAUCUUCCAGUAAUGAUUUACCAAAAUUUUUAAAAAGCAAUUCAAAUUCCGGAGAGAUGCGUAAUGUAAAACUAUCAGCUGAUGAGACAUAUAAAAGCACUGACAAUAAUAAACCUUGCCAAUUUUUAUCAGCAACGCUCAAUAUUCUCUCACAAUAUGUUUAUUUUUCGAUUACUGUUAUUGAAGGAAAAUCAAAACGUAAUAAUUUGUUGAAUCGACCUGUCACUACCUGUGAUAUUACACUUACUGGAGCAAAUAUGCCGUACGGUUUCACAGAAAAGAUCAAA
Messenger RNA from Acanthocheilonema viteae, 1611 nucleotides. The record is from the annotation of a GenBank genome assembly. Lineage: Eukaryota; Metazoa; Nematoda; Chromadorea; Rhabditida; Onchocercidae.